Messenger RNA from Geodia barretti, 234 nucleotides. The record is from the annotation of a GenBank genome assembly. Lineage: Eukaryota; Metazoa; Porifera; Demospongiae; Tetractinellida; Geodiidae.
CAGCCAAUGGCACCACCAACUCAAAUAGCACCCAACCACAACCAUACGGCACAGUUUUGGAGGUAUCUUGUACGAAUGGCUUCCGCAUCGAAGGCAAUACCAGUCUAACUUGUCUAAGUGAUGGAACUUGGUCUGGAGAGGAAACAAUUUGUGUUUUGAUAGACUGCAAUGAGCCAAUAAUGGACAACUUCACCGGAAAUGUGACUUAUGAUAAUACAACAUACAGCAACUUCG